AUGCAGCCCGACCCGAACAAGUCCCUAGCCGGGGGCAUUGCUACCGCGGCGGCAGUGUCGUCGUCGCUGAUCUUCCUAGGCACGGGCUACUCCACCGCGCUCCCCGACACACGGUGCCUCGUUAGGCCAUCCACCCCAUCCUGCGCAGUCUGCUCUACGGCUCUCUCCCUCCCGCCGGACCGGAACCCCAACUACAGGUUGAACUCCUCCCUGUUGAUAGAUUAUUGCCUUGACGAUGGAACCCACAAAUACAUUCUGAUCGAUGUUGGCAAGACCUUCAGAGAACAAGUGCUCCGAUGGUUUGUCCACCACAAUGUUCAUUCCAUUGAUUCGAUGAGACAACUAAGAGGAUUCUGUGCGAUGCAGAUCAUUCUGACUCAUGAGCACGCGGAUGCUGUCUUAGGCCUUGAUGAAGUUUGGGUUGUACAGCCAGGCAGUGAUAGAAAUGAUGCUGAGCAGAUACCUAUAUUUCUCACACAAUUCACAAAGGACAGUGUUGCAGCAAGGUUCCCGUACUUGAUGGAGCGAAAGCCGGAGGAUGGAGAUGAAGAUGCUCGAGCCGUGCAACUCGACUGGAAGAUAAUUGAGGGUGCUGUCGACAACCCAUUUGUAUCAUCAGGGCUACAAUUUGUGCCAUUGCCAUCUUUGCCUGCAUCUAUUUCAAAGUCUGGUGCUGGACAACUUGAUCUUCUUAUACUUGAAGCAAACAUUUUGCACGGAGUGGGAGGAGGUCAUCGCAAAAACCAUUUUACUCUACAUGAGAGUCUCGAUGCUAUCAAGAGAAUAUGUCCUAAAAGGGCUGUAUUGAUUGGAAUGAACCACGAGUUUGAACAUCACAGAGAAAAUUGGAUGGUGGCAGAAUGGUCUCACAGAGAAGGAAUACCCGUACAGCUAGCUCAUGACGGCCUGCGCAUCUUCAUUGACUUGUAA
This is a messenger RNA of Miscanthus lutarioriparius, 930 nucleotides long. NCBI's taxonomy places the organism in Eukaryota, Viridiplantae, Streptophyta, Magnoliopsida, Poales, Poaceae. The record is from the annotation of a GenBank genome assembly.